Molecule: messenger RNA, 2580 nt
Organism: Gymnogyps californianus (California condor)
Lineage: Eukaryota; Metazoa; Chordata; Aves; Accipitriformes; Cathartidae
Gene: TOM1L1
Product: target of myb1 like 1 membrane trafficking protein
Exons: 15
Coding region: 1-1413 (470 amino acids)
Biological process (GO): signal transduction
Cellular component (GO): endosome; membrane
Molecular function (GO): phosphatidylinositol binding; clathrin binding; ubiquitin binding
Source: RefSeq, a predicted model, not a curated record
AUGGCUUUCGGGAAGGCUCCGAAGGACCCUUUCGGCACCGCCGUGGGCAGCCUGGUCGACCGGGCGACGUUUGGAGCGCUGCAGACGGAGGAGUGGGGACAGUUCAUGCACAUCUGCGACGUGAUCAACGCGACGGAGGAGGGGCCUAAAGAUGCAGUUAAAGCGCUAAAGAAAAAGCUUUCAAAAAACUGUAACCAUAAGGAGAUCAGGCUUACCCUGUCUCUGCUUGACAUGUGUAUAGAGAACUGUGGCCCAAGAUUCCAGUCUUUAGUUGUGAAGAAAGACUUCUGCAAAGACAAGCUGGUGAAACUCCUGAAUCCAAGAUACAAUCUGCCAACUGACAUGCAGGAGAAAAUCUUGACCUUUAUCAUGACGUGGGCCCGAGGUUUCCAAGGAAUGGUGGAUGUGAGCGAAGUAAAAGAAGUUUAUCUAGAAUUGCUGAAGAAAGGAGUGGAGUUUCCAUCUUCUGACACCAGCAGAGGGGGACCUAAGACUUCAUCUCAGCCUUCUACAAAGUCAUCACCAUCUUCUGCUAAUCCUGCAAAACGUUCUUUACUGCCUCUUCCCACAGGCCCAACGUUAUUGUUGACUCCUGAGCAGAUUGGGAAACUGUACAGUGAACUGGAUAUGGCAAAAAUGAAUGUGAGAGUCAUGUCAUCGAUAUUAAAAGAAAAUGUUCCUGGCUCUGAAAAUCCAGAUGAUAUGAAUCUUUUACAGAAACUGUAUAAGACCUGUCGGAUGAUGCAGGAGAGGAUCAUGGAAUUGUUGGUGACAGUGGAGAAUGAAGAUGUGAUAGUUGAGUUAAUACAAGUAAAUGAAGAUCUGAAUAAUGUCCUCCUGGGACAUGAAAGGUUCUCUCGAAACAGAGUUCGUUUUUUGGAGAAUCAGAGAAUACAACGUGAACGCACAGAGCUGUACAGGAAACAGCCAUCUGCUCCCUCAAGUGAUCUACUCGACCUCUCCAUAGAUUCUCCAUCUUGUGUGUCAACCGUGGUGCAAACUGACUCUGCAAUGUCUCCUUCAGGCCUUAAUUGCAUAUCUGCACACCCUGAAGAUAAAAUCGGGCAUCAUCCAUCAAUUUAUCCACAGCUAGAUUUAGCAACUACUACAAAAGCUCAGCAAUUCCCAUUUGCAACUGAAGCACAAAAAAAUAGUGUAAGCAACCCAGCUGGACAUUCAUAUAGCAAUUUGGCGGCUCUUUUAAGCCCAGUGCCUCUGAAUCCAGUAAAUGUGCAGACUGGACAUUCUACAUCAUUAAAUGGACCGUCACCAGCAGCUGCAUCAAAGAACAAGUCACAAUCACCUCAUUACUACGAGAUAAUGGAAUUUGAUCCCUUGGCUCCCACUGAAGCUGUUUAUGAAGAAAUUGAUGUCGUGCUGAAGACAGAAGUUAAAAAGAAUACAGAAUGCUGAAGGUGGAGGUGAAGUCUUUUACUGAACACACGUUAUUCUCUGAUGCUGGUCCUGUGCAGUGCUUCCUAUAACGUACAAGUGAAUAACAGAACAGGUUUCAUAUUUUGACACAACAAACAAGAAGUAUUGGAAUACUAAGCUGUGUGGAAGUUGAAGAGUUACCUGGAUCUACACCUUGAUAAUUUGUCCUAAAUGUUCAACUGUGUAUUCUUCAAGGCGACUUGCAUGAUUAUUUUUAAAGUAUUUUUGGGGCCUUUAAAAUACAAUUUCCAAAUUCACCUGCAUAUGAAGUAACAGUUGACACCUGACACAAGUAAACAAAAAGGAUUCUUGCAACUAUAGCAGAAAGUUUUUCUUCCAAGUUAACCAUUCCUUUGUAUUGCUUUACCCCUUUAUGCAGCAAACAAAACAGAAGGUUACGUUUAUGGAAACUGCAGAAUCUAGUUUCUGUUUUGGUCUCGUUGCUGUCUGUGUUAAUCUCCCUACAAAUUUAUAAGGGGGUUUUGAUACGUAGGACUUUUCUAAAAUUGGGCCUCUUGAUAGAUGUCUGAAGACAUGCCGUGUUACUUGCCUACAUUCAUAUUCUGAACACAGAUUUUUUUUUUUUUUUCCUUCCUAAAAGCCCACAAUGUAGUUGGAUUUUUGUCUUGGUAAGAACCUGAGCUGGGACAUGAGGUGCUGUCAUCCAUGCUUAACAGAACAGGAAAAACCCUGCUUGUUCCUAUGUUGUUGUUGCUUUUCUUUACUCAGUAAAUAUUGGAGGGAGAUCAAUCAUUUCUUUCAAUGUUCCUGCCCUGCAGAGAUUGUUGUUCUGGUGAAGGAAAAAAUAAUCAUCUACAAUGCAGAUGAGCAAUAGUUAUCCAUUUAUUUUAAUCAAGUUGUUUAACUCUGUUAAUAACAGUUUUAUCUUGUAAUAAUUAAAGUGCCUUAUCUAUUUUAAUGCUGAAUGUAAAAUGUGCACUUUAACAGGUAUAGUUCUCUGAAUUUAUAAUUGAUAUAAAAUUUGAGAACUUAGUUCAUGUUCAUAGCUGAUAAGCUAAUUUUUUGUGAAAUACUGCAUUUUAAAUGUUCAUUAUGUUAACUGUUUAAGUGAUAAGUUCUCAGUCGGUUUUGCAAUUUUUGUAGCAUGAAAUUCCUAAUAAAAGCAAAUGCUUACUGAGAAGUUUA